Messenger RNA from Aegilops tauschii subsp. strangulata, 774 nucleotides. NCBI's taxonomy places the organism in Eukaryota, Viridiplantae, Streptophyta, Magnoliopsida, Poales, Poaceae. The record is from RefSeq and is a predicted model, not a curated record.
AUGAGCGCCAACUUACAGAAGCUCCAGGCGCUCUAUCGCGCCCGCCGGGACAAGGUGGACUCCAGGAUGGCUAUCAUGGACAAGGCAGAGGCAGACUUCAAGAAGCGCAUUGCUCAAAUGAAAGUCUGGUUUGCCGAGGCUCGGGAAGAUCUGAAGGCCAACCAGAUCCAGCUGGACGAGCGCCAGCGGGAGCUCCUUCAGAAGCAGGCCGACUUCGACAAGGCACAAGAGGUGGCGAAAGCAAAGGCCGCCAAGGACGAGUCUAACCAGACGCAGCGCCGCAUCCUGCUAGACGCCCAAGAAGAGGACUUGGUCACCCGUGAAGCGGCGCUUGCCGCCAAGAUUCGUGCCAAGAACGAAGAAGUUGAAAGACUUGUUGUGAAGUGGGCCCAGGAUCUGAUGCAGGAGCACAAAGAAGCAGUUGACGCUCUGACCCUGGACCAUGCCGACAAGCUGAAGGAGGCCAUUGACAGUGCUGAGGCCGCAGAGGCCGCCAAGGUUGAGCUGGAUGGCAAGGUGGAGAAGCUAGAGCUGGAGUUGGAGGAGCUGAGGAAGGAGACCUUGAAGAUGAAGAAGGACAGGGACAUGACUGCCCACACCUUGGCGGAGCUACAAGUCACUAUCUCCGACAAGAAGAAACUGCUCUCCAAGGCCAACGAUUCCAUUGCUGAUCUGAAGCUGAAGCUGGAGACCCAUGAGAAGAUGCUUUCUGAGAGCAGGGCCCGCAAGCUGACCCUGGCCAAGGAGCUCGCGGACGAGAGGCUGCUGCUGUAG